Dipodomys spectabilis (banner-tailed kangaroo rat) is the source of this 5482-nucleotide messenger RNA. RefSeq names its product DDHD domain containing 1 (gene Ddhd1). NCBI's taxonomy places the organism in Eukaryota, Metazoa, Chordata, Mammalia, Rodentia, Heteromyidae. The coding region runs from base 156 to 2978 and encodes 940 amino acids. Gene Ontology annotation, molecular function: metal ion binding; glycerophospholipase activity. Gene Ontology annotation, cellular component: cytoplasm. The transcript has 14 exons. The record is from RefSeq and is a predicted model, not a curated record.
GAGGCGGAGCCGCCGCCGCUGCCGCCGCAGCCCCGUUCGGGAUUUGAAAAGAUUAAAAACUCCCCGCGGAGAGGGCGGCGGCGUUGGAUGUGUGGCGGAAGCGCUGGGGGCCACGGCUCGGCGCGCGGCCGGGCAGCCGGCGGCGUCUCGACACCAUGAAUUAUCCGGGCCGCGGAUCCCCGCGGAGUCCGGAGCAUAACGGCCGGGACGGCGGCGCCUGGGACCUGGGUCCGGACUCGGCGCCGGCGUUCGGCGGCGGCGGCGGCGGCGGCAUCUGCUGCUUCGAGCACCUGCCCGGCGGGGACCCGGGCGACGGGAGCGUGCCGCUGGCCCUGCUGCGCGGGGAGGCCGCCCUGCACCUGGCGCCGGGCGCCGAGGAUCUCAACCACCUGGCGCUGGACGCCUGCUUCAGCGACGAGAACUACGACUUCAGCUCGGCCGAGUCGGGCUCCUCGCUGCGCUACUACAGCGAGGGCGAGAGCGGCGGCGGCGGCGGCAGCUCGUCGUCCCUGCACCCGCCCGCGUCGGCCCCGCUCGCUCCGGCCGAGUCGGGGGGCGGCGGGGGCGGCGGCGGCGGGAGCGCGGCGGGCGGGGGCUCCGGGGAGAGGAAGCGUCCCCGGCCCGCCGGCCCGGCCGCCCGCCACCGCUACGAGGUGGUGACGGAGCUGGGCCCGGAGGAGGUGCGCUGGUUCUACAAGGAGGACAAGAAGACCUGGAAGCCCUUCAUCGGUUACGACUCCCUGCGCAUCGAGCUCGCCUUCCGGACCGUACUGCAGGCCUCGGGCGCCCGGCCCGGAGCGCACAGUCGGGAUGGCGACCCGGCGUGCGGCCGGGCCUCCAGCUCCGGAGAGGAAGACGACGAGGACCGCGCCUGCGGCUUCUGCCCGCGCGCGGCGGCGGGACACGAGCCCGAGAUGGAGGAGCUGGUGAACAUCGAGCCGGUGUGCGUGCGAGGCGGCCUCUACGAGGUGGAUGUGACCCAAGGAGAGUGCUACCCGGUGUACUGGAACCAGUCUGAUAAAAUACCAGUGAUGCGUGGACAGUGGUUUAUUGAUGGGACUUGGCAGCCUCUAGAAGAAGAAGAAAGUAAUUUAAUUGAGCAAGAACAUCUCAACUGCUUUAGGGGUCACCAGAUGCAGGAAAAUUUUGAUAUUGAAGUGUCAAAAUCCAUAGAUGGAAAAGAUGUUGUCUACCACCUCCCUCCCUUCUCCCUCCCUUCAUUGUUCAAAUGGAGAGGAUAUAAGGAGAGUACAGAUGCGGCAGGUCUUAAACGAAAGCGUUCCCAAGCUAUUCAUAGUUUCAAAUUGAGUCGAAACCAUGUGGACUGGCACAGUAUGGAUGAAGUAUAUCUUUAUAGUGAUGCAACCACGUCUAAAAUUGCAAGAACAGUUACCCAAAAACUGGGAUUUUCUAAAGCAUCAAGUAGUGGGACCAGACUUCAUAGAGGUUAUGUGGAAGAAGCCACGUUGGAAGACAAGCCAUCACAGACCACCCAUAUUGUGUUUGUUGUUCAUGGCAUUGGGCAGAAAAUGGACCAAGGAAGAAUUAUCAAAAAUACAGCCAUGAUGAGAGAGGCUGCAAGAAAAAUAGAAGAAAAGCAUUUUUCCAAUCAUGCAACACAUGUUGAAUUUCUGCCUGUUGAAUGGCGGUCAAAACUUACUCUUGAUGGAGACACUGUUGACUCCAUUACUCCUGAUAAAGUUCGAGGUUUAAGGGACAUGCUAAAUAGCAGUGCAAUGGACAUCAUGUAUUAUACUAGUCCCCUUUAUAGAGAUGAACUAGUUAAAGGCCUUCAGCAAGAGCUGAAUCGAUUAUAUUCCCUUUUCUGUUCUCGGAACCCAGACUUUGAAGAAAAAGGGGGUAAAGUCUCAAUAGUGUCCCAUUCCUUGGGAUGUGUAAUCACUUACGACAUAAUGACUGGCUGGAAUCCAGUCCGACUCUAUGAACAGUUGCUUCAGAAGGAAGAAGAGUUGCCUGAUGAACGGUGGAUGAGUUAUGAAGAACGACAUCUUCUUGAUGAACUCUAUAUAACAAAGCGACGGCUGAGGGAAAUAGAAGAACGUCUGCAUGGAUUGAAGGCCUCAUCCAUAACACAAGCACCUGCCUUAAAAUUUAAGGUUGAGAAUUUCUUCUGUAUGGGAUCCCCACUAGCAGUCUUUUUGGCAUUGCGUGGCAUUCGACCAGGAAACUCUGGAAAUCAAGACCAUAUUUUGCCUAGAGAGAUUUGUAAUCGGUUACUAAACAUUUUUCAUCCUACAGAUCCAGUGGCUUAUAGAUUAGAACCAUUAAUAUUGAAACACUACAGCAACAUUUCACCUGUCCAGAUCCACUGGUACAAUACUUCAAAUCCCCUACCUUAUGAGCACAUGAAGCCAAGCUUUCUCAACCCAGCAAAAGAAUCUACCUCAGUUUCAGAGAAUGAAGGCAUCUCAACCAUACCAAGCCCUGUGACCUCACCAGUUUUACCACGCCGACACUAUGGAGAAUCCAUAACUAACAUAGGCAAAGCAAGCAUAUUAGGGGCUGCUAGCAUCGGAAAGGGACUUGGAGGAAUGUUGUUCUCAAGAUUUGGACGUUCAUCCACAUCACAGCCAUCUGACCCAUCAAAAGAGUCAAUGGAAGACGAGAAGAAGCCAAUUUCUUCACCUCCUACUACCACUGUGGCAACCCAGACCCUUCCACAUAGCAGUUCUGGCUUUCUUGAUUCUGCAUAUUUCAGACUUCAAGAAUCGUUCUAUUAUCUCCCACAACUUCUUUUUCCGGAAAAUGUAAUGCAGAAUAAAGAUAAUAGCCUCGUGGAAUUGGAUCACAGGAUUGAUUUUGAGCUCAGAGAAGGCCUUGUGGAGAGCCGCUAUUGGUCAGCUGUCACAUCGCAUACUGCCUAUUGGUCAUCUUUGGAUGUGGCCCUCUUUCUGUUAACCUUCAUGUAUAAACAUGAGCACGAUAAUGAUGCAAAACCCAAUUUAGAUCCAAUCUGAACUCUUGAAGGACAUUAAUGGCCCAAAACUGAUUUUUUUUUUCUGUUAAAAUGUGUAUGUCAAGAUAUGGAGAUUCCAGGAUUAAGUAUGUUCCAGUUUUGUUUAGGGAAAGAAAUGUUUGAAUUUAAAAGCACUUUAUUUUUUAAAAAAGAAAACAAAAUUUCAGUCUAAAACAAGUUACUUAUAGUUUCCAUCAUUUUGAGUAUCAGUCACUGCACAGAAAGUGCAGUGAGUAUCAACCACAGAAACAACACCCGGUGUGAGGAAGGUUUGGAUGAACUGUGUGUAGUUACCAUCACUACCUAAUUUCUGCAGAGUAUAAAGAUGUACUGAUGCUUUGAAGUCUCAUACAUAAACCUAAACCACUGUAGGUCCACAAUGGCAACAGUCCAGUGGAUCCUAGCUAAAGAUUGCAAGUGGUAUCAUUGUUGAGAUUUCCAUGAAAGUUUCCACAAUUCUUUUGAGAGAUUAUAACAGAUUUUAAAUGUUUUAAAAGUCUAAUGCUAAAACAAUAAUUGAACUACUGUAUUUAUAAUUUAUUAUUGACUAAAUGCUUUAUUUCACCGUUUGAAACAUUACAUUUUUUAAUGUUUCCUUUGAACAAACUUAAGAACCACAUUUAUUUUCUAGAGGAUGAAGACCCCUUUUCUCCAUCUUUGUACUCUUCAGAUGAAUAUAUGACACUGUGGCAGAGUCAGUAUUUUUUUUUUCAUUAAAAACUUGUGGCUUCACACAUUAGUUCACUUAUUUUAAAAUAAAGAUGAACUUUUUAUUAUGUCAUAUGUACCUCAGAGAAAGCUAAAUUUUUUCUAAGCUUGACAGAGUACUCCACAGAGGGUACAUUUCAUCAACUUUACUAGAAAAUUAGAAAGCACCUUUGGAAUAGGAAAUACGACAACUAUUUCAAACGCAUUCAUAUUUGUGUGCCAAACAGUUAAGAUGAAGCACUGGAGUGCCACUCACAUGUAGUCUUGAUGUGAUGAAGAAAGCAUGGGAACCCAGCAGAAGCGAUGCGGCGGGGUGCUGCAAGGGCUUCCUUGGUGUCAUUGUCCCCACAGUGCUUUCAUCUGAGGAGCUCAAAGUGCUUUAAGGUGUCCCUUCAGUAAUCUGUAUACUAGCUCCUAGAGGUAAGUAAAUGAGUGUUACUGUCCUGUAACACAUUAAUGCAUCGAGGCACCGAGACGUUUCGUGCCUGUGUUAGAUCACAUGGCAAAGCUUGGAUUGAAGCCAGACCUCCGUGUGAUGUUUAGUGACUGGUGACUCACUGCGGACAACGGAAAGUGAAGCAGCAGUCAAGAAACCCGUGCGUUACCCUCCAUGUGUGCUCUCGGGCCCUCACUCAGAGUUCCGUGGAGCAGGGUUACGCAGCCAUCUCUGCCACAAGCAGCCCUCACUUCUGAGUGGUGUCCACUAGGUUCCACUCAAGGUGCUGUCUUUACUUAGCUUUAGCUCACAAAGAAGAAAUCAUUUCUUUUCUGGCAGUACUGGGGAUUGAACUCAGAGCCUUGUGCUUGUUCCACAAGCACUCUACCACCUGAGCCAUACCCCCAGCUCUGCCCGGAAUUUCUUAGCUUCCCAGUAAUCAUUGUCAGAUGGGAGGAGCGUUGGCCAGGCACCCAUCCCCCCUGCUCCUUUCUUAAUAAUGCAGUAGAGACUGGCUUGCUUCUAGGUUCUACUCCACACCAUCAGUACUGUUGGCUGUUUUGGCCUUCCAUUGAAUUUGCACAACAUAAAGAGCACUUUUUAGUGUUUAAAAAAUUCUUAAGUCCCCAUGACCAAGUACAUGACUCACUAAGAAACCCUUGCUAUAAAAGGCUUUUGAUGAGAUCUUAGCAAAGCUGAAGCAAUCUCUUGAAUUUAGAGAUUCCUAGGAACUCAGGUCAUUUUCAUAACCUGUUUAUUUUGUAGGUCUAAUUUAGUUCUCAGGAAAAUUAAACCCAUGUUGUAUGACUGUAUCAUUAAGGGUACUUGAACAGAUGUUGCUGUAGGUGGUGUGACACUCAAAUGCCCAAGAACUGGAAGGAUUCCUCCUCAACCACUGGAAUGUGAAGAGACCAUUUUACCUUAAAAGAAUGGAAUCCCAUGAAGCGUUUUCAUUUGAUACCAUUGAGUAAAAAGAAAAGUAUGUUCCCAUGCCCAAAAAGAAUAUAUCUGCUUCCUUUUCUUCAUAUUGAGGAAACAAAUUGAAUUCUUGGAAAGAGCAACAUUCAAUUUCCCUCCCCUUUCAGAAUAGAUGUUCUGAAUUACUGAACCAGUGUGUUUGUUUCUAAUUCAUUAUUUCAUUAACAGAGAUGGUGAUUUUGGAUUUACAAUGCUCUUGUUUUGUGUCUCUGCAUGUGAUCAUGGGAUGUACUUGUAUAUACUCAAGUAAUAUUCAGAGUGUGAUUCUGGCUCGAUUUAGAAGCUAAGUCAGUUUCUGAGUAACAUUUUGCAAUUUUAUUCAGCAACUACUAAAUUGGCCAAAAGAAGUUCUGUUUUUGAUACUAUUAAAAUUUUAUUCUCUA